UUAACCUUCGUAUAGGUUAAAUUUAUUUCGCUCCUACAAAAUUCUAGUUUUCAGAUGGAAAACCACGGACUUUUAAUUUGUUUUUUUAUAUCAAAUUAAAACUCAAUUUAUUAUCUGACCAUUGUGAGUGAUAUCCAGUGUAAAAUGUCUUCGUUACUAAGUGAAACUACAUUUUAAUUCAUAAAAGUAAUUAAACCAAGUUUUUUAUCGCUUUUUUUUGUUAUUUUACAAUUAAGUGACAAAAACUUUUCAUAAGGACAAUUUUAAAUGUAAAUGAAAGUGGCUACUGUUCCAUUCUAACGUCGUUUUACUCAGCAGAAUAGAUAAAUAUAGAAAAUGGGCAAAUAUUUUAAGUGCUGUCAAAACAAAAUAUUUGUAAAUUAUAUAUGUAUCAGAUGUAUAAAUAUUUUUCAUCAGAGUUGUCUCGAGAGGAUGAAAAAUGUUAAAAUUUUGAAGGGGUAUAGGGUGAUCUGUUCUAUCGAGUGUGCUGAAAAAGAUGAUAGCUGUGCCGGAGUUGAAAAUGAUCCUGAAGAGUUAUUGAAAGAGCUAAAUGAACUGUUAGGAAAUAAAGAUAUAGAUAUAGGCAACUUAAAAAAUCUGGAGAUUAACUUUUUGAACUUGACAGAAAAAUUGCUUCAGAUAGGGACGAGUAACAGAUGCUAAUAACUAAUCUAAAGAAUGAAAUUAAAAUUUUAACAGAAAAAAAUAUAGAUAUUAGAGCAGAACUGGAACUGAGUCAGAAACAUUUGCUUGUAAUGGAGAAAACUAAAGAGGAACUAACGGACAUCCAAAAGAGAUUGUUAAUUUAAAUUGAAACCCUAGAAAAGGAUAAAGAAACCUACGAAAACGAGUUGAUAGAUCUGAAAUCGACACUUUGUUAUCGAAAAAACCAAAUGACCACAAAUGUGUUUGACUUAGAGACAGGAAAAAGCCUUUCAAAAACUGUAUUAAAUAAAUGGGAAGUGCAAAGUAUUCCUUCGAAAAACAUAUUAAUAUUAGGCGACAAAGCUGCUAUUAACUUAAAUAAAUAUAUGAGAUGGUCUCCUGGAUUCAAAAGUUUCAACAUUCAAUCUAUUAUUAAACCAGGAGGGAAUUUUGACAAUGUACUGGAUGGAGAAUGUAGCUGAAUUAGUAAAAACAUUUUCAUUAUCUGAUUUUGUGAUUGUGGUAGCAGGUGCUAAUGAUUUUGACAUGUCCAGGGUCCCUAAAUUCAGAAAUAUUUGUUCAAAACUGAAACUAUGUACCCACACUAACUUUAUAAUGGUGGCUGUUCCAAUUUUAAGAAGACACAGUGAC
Messenger RNA from Psylliodes chrysocephalus, 1296 nucleotides. The record is from the annotation of a GenBank genome assembly. NCBI's taxonomy places the organism in Eukaryota, Metazoa, Arthropoda, Insecta, Coleoptera, Chrysomelidae.